Molecule: messenger RNA, 357 nt
Organism: Australozyma saopauloensis
Lineage: Eukaryota; Fungi; Ascomycota; Pichiomycetes; Serinales; Metschnikowiaceae
Gene: RPS20
Product: 40S ribosomal protein uS10
Exons: 1
Coding region: 1-357 (118 amino acids)
Biological process (GO): translation
Cellular component (GO): cytosolic small ribosomal subunit; ribosome
Molecular function (GO): structural constituent of ribosome
Source: RefSeq, a predicted model, not a curated record
AUGUCUGCCCCAAUCAACAAGGAGAAGGUCCAAGAGCAAGCCCAAGAGAUCCACAAGAUCAAGAUCACCUUGACCUCCACCAAGGUCAAGGCCUUGGAGAAGGUCUGUGCCAACAUCGUCAAGAACGCCAACGACAACCAAGUUGUCAAGAAGGGUCCUGUUAGAAUGCCAACCAAGGUCUUGAAGAUCACCACCAGAAAGACCCCUAACGGUGAGGGUUCUAAGACUUGGGACGCUUACGAGAUGAGAAUCCACAAGAGAGUCAUUGACUUGCAAGCCCCAGCUUCCCUCGUCAAGAAGAUCACCGUCUUCAACAUGGAGCCAGGUGUGGACAUUGAGGUUACUGUUGCCGCUUAA